Messenger RNA from Heterostelium album PN500, 894 nucleotides. RefSeq lists its product as uncharacterized. Gene Ontology annotation, molecular function: glutathione transferase activity. The record is from RefSeq and is a predicted model, not a curated record. Gene Ontology annotation, cellular component: cytoplasm. Bases 1 to 894 code for a protein of 297 amino acids. The transcript is spliced from 2 exons. Lineage: Eukaryota; Evosea; Eumycetozoa; Acytosteliales; Acytosteliaceae.
AUGCAACAAUCACAACAACAACAACUCCCAUAUAGAAAUAUAAUUAGUGACGAUCAUCCAAUUUAUAAACCAGAAGCCAAUAGAUAUCAUUUAUAUAUUGUAAAUUCAUGUCCAUUUGCACAUCGUGCUUAUAUUGCACUGAAGCUAAAAGGAUUGGAAGGUAUCAUUGGUCUAUCCAUUACAGAGCCAGUAUUCGAUGACGAGUUGGGAUGGCAGUUUUCAGAGAGUUAUCCAGAUCAUGUUAAUGGAUUUUCAAGUAUACCAGAUCUCUACAAAAAGUCAGGCAAUCCAGAGUAUACAGGAAGAUUUACUGUACCACUACUUUGGGACAAGCAAUCAUCGACCAUUGUCAACAACGAAUCACCAGAUCUUCUUAGAAUUCUAAACAAUUCAUUCAAUCAGUUUGUAAAUUCCGAAACUUCUCCUAUCGAUCUCUAUCCAUCUGAUCUCCAAUUGGAAAUCAAUGAAUUAAAUGGAAAGAUUGCCGAGCAUAUUAAUAGUGGUGUUUAUAAAGUUGGUGCUGCUAAAACACAAGAAAUAUAUAAUACAAAUGUAGAUAAUUUAUUUAAAACAUUCAAUGAGUUGGAAGAAAGAUUGGAAAAAAGUGGAAGUAAAUAUUUGUUUGGUGAUAGAUUGACCGAGACAGAUAUUAGAUUAUUUACAACUUUGAUUAGAUUCGAUAUUGUAUACUAUCAUGUAAUGAAGUGUAAUCUUAAACAAAUUCAACAAUAUACCUAUUUAAAAAAGUAUUUGGUAAAUCUUUAUCAAAUUCCAACAUUCAGAUCAACAGUCGACUUUAAUGAAAUUAAAACCGGUGAUUAUAAAGCUAAAGUUUUCAAUCCUUCUGGAAUCAUUCCAAUCGGUCCAAACAUAGAUUAUUUGUUACAACUUUAA